Messenger RNA from Parasteatoda tepidariorum (common house spider), 5314 nucleotides. Its product is annotated as WD repeat domain phosphoinositide-interacting protein 4. NCBI's taxonomy places the organism in Eukaryota, Metazoa, Arthropoda, Arachnida, Araneae, Theridiidae. The record is from RefSeq and is a predicted model, not a curated record. Gene Ontology annotation, molecular function: protein binding.
CCACCCCUCUUUCUUUCCAUAUCAUAACAGCAGUAUUUGUUGUGAAACAACUGAGCGUGUUUUAACAACUUUGUACAUUUGAACUUCUUUGUUUACAAGUUUACGCUUAAUAACUUUUAAACUUAUAUGAAUUUUUAAUUAAGCAUUAAAUUAUUUAUUUUCUGAUGGAUUACUUUAGAAUAAAUAAUUUACAGUUCAACCAGGACCAUGGUUGCUUUUCAUGUUCUAUGGAUUCUGGAGCCAGGAUUUACAACAUGGAACCUCUUAGGGAGCUUACACAUUUAGACUCUUCUACAGUAGGAAGUCUCACACUGUGUGAGAUGCUAUACCGUACUAAUAUUUUGGGUAUGGUUGGAGGAGGUAACAAGCAAAGGUUGGCUGAAAAUACAGUUCUUCUUUGGGAUGACUUAGGGCGAAAGUUUAUAUCAGAGUUUACAUUUUCUUCUCCUGUCUUAUCUAUGAGAAUUAGAAGAGAUAGGAUUUAUGUAGCCGAAGCAUUGCAGAUUCAUGUUUUUGCAUUUCCUGAUUUCACAAAUAAGCUUUCAACCUUUGAUACAGGAAAAAAUCCAAAAGGGCUUUGUGAAGUGAGUCCAUUUCCUAGUUCUGAACGUCAGUUGCUAAUAUUUCCUGGGCAUUAUCGAGGAAGUAUACAAAUAGUAGACUUAGCGGCAAAGAAUCCUGGACAGACAGUUGCACCAAUUAUAAUAAAUGCUCAUGACACAGAGAUUGUAUACAUAGCAAUGAACCAACAAGGUACAUUAGUUGCUACAGCAUCAAUGAGGGGUACGCUGAUACGAGUCUUCGACACAUUCAAGAAAACUCGACUUAUAGAGUUAAGACGAGGAUCCGAUACUGCUACUCUUUAUUGUAUAAAUUUCAGCAGUAAUUCUGAUUUACUAUGUGCAUCUAGUGAUAAAGGAACUGUACAUAUAUUUUCAUUAAAGGAAUCAGUGAAAAAUAGAAAGUCCAUGUUAUCAAAUGCCGCUAAAUUUAUUGGUCCAAUUGGGGCAUAUGCAGCAACUUCCCAAUGGUCUUUUGCUGCCUUCACUGUUACCCAAGAAUGCAAGUGUAUUUGUGCCUUUGGAUCAAAUUCAUCAAUAUAUGCUAUUUGUGUUGAUGGGACAUUUCAUAAAUAUGUUUACACAGAAACAGGAAGCUGUAAUAGGAAAUCAUAUGAUGUGUUUUUAGAUUUAUAUGAUGAAGAGGAAUUUUAAGCAUAGAACGGACAUUCACUCCAAACACUAGUUUGAAUUAUUCUGAAUGAUAUUUGUUGUAGACAUCAUUCAAAUUCAGUGCCUUGACAUAUUUUAUUUAAAGAGUAAAAUCAAAAUUAUGUAUAUUUUUGUUGUUGUGUAAAUGGCAUGUGACAAAUUAAAUUAAAAGCAAAGCUUAGCAUGCAUGUAUUGAUUCAUGCUUGUGUAAAAUGAUUGGUUUAAUAGUGAAUGCAGUUUAAUCUUCUAUGUUGUGAGUAAUUGUUUGUUAUCAUUACUGUGUGAAAAGUUAGGACAAUUUUUCCGUGUGUUUAUUGCGCGUCACAUUACAAUGUUUGAAUACAUAAUGGUUUUCUAGGCCAUUUUGUUAUUAAAAUUCAUAAAUGCUUAAAUUUUUCAUAUGUAGAACGAUUUUAAAAUAUAUUAAUUAUUUUAUUUUUGAGCAUUUGUUAACUCUGUAUUAUAAUUAUAACCAAAUAUAAAUUAUUUCUUCUUAAAAAUCUAAUUAAUAGCUGUUUUCAUCUUAUUGAUCUCUGAAUAAUAAAGUUUUAAAUAUUAAAACUUUUUCUCUAAAUACUAAUAUGUAUUUUUGAAAAUUCAUUUCCUAGAAAUGUAACUUCUAAAAAUUUGCUACUUUUCGUUACAAAUUUUGGACUUCUUUUAUGUUGAAGUAAAAAAAUCUAAUUUUUUUGCUUUAAUUCAGUUCAGUUUUGAUAUUUUAAUUUUGUUGAUUCAAGUGUAAUAAAACUUUUACCUUUUCUUUUACACAUAUCAUAGAAAUUUAAUAUUUCUUAUAAUUCUUUUGUGUAUUUUUUAACUAUUUAAACUUUUUGCCAAUUUUUUAUUGAAAAAUUCAGUUUUGAAACAAUUGAUUUAUAAAAAUAUGUCUUCAAGUAAUUGCAUUAGUUGGCAUGCAGGAAUGUUGGUAUUAUCAGCAUGUUUACGAAAUUUUGCAAAUAAGUGGAAAAAUAUUUAUUAUUAUUUAAUAUCUUUAAUUACAAUUUUUAUAUGGUUCUGGUUGAUGUUAAAUAUUCUGAUAUCUAGAGCUAAAUACAAAAAAAAAAGAAAAUCUUAAUUAUAUCAGAUCAUAUAAACUCAAUUUUAUCUAACAAAUUUUUUUUAAUUUCAACUUAUCAUUGUUUCUAUCAAUACCGUGAAAAGACAAAAUGAGGCCAUCAAAAUUCCUUGAUUUCUUUGCAUGCUGAUUAAUGUUAUGAUACUGUGUCUAAAUUGAAAUUAUCAUAUUAAAGUUAAAUAAUGCAGUAAUUUUGAACUAUAUAGUGUGCAUAUCUGUUGAGCUAUAUGCACAUUAGUGGAUUCCUUCGAAUAUGACUUUACAAAUAUGCACAUAUCUCAAUCGAUUUUCAUGAAAUAUGACUAAAUGUGAAAUCUGUAAAAUGAUUUUCUGAUCUUAGUAUAUAUUUGGGGCCAUUUAAUACUGAUAUAUUUUCUGAUGUCUGUAGAAAAAUUAGAUAUAUUAUUUUUCCUAUGCUACUUAAAUUAUAUUCAGUAAGCCAUUCCUAAGCUUAUUAAGAGAUGAAUAUUUAAAUAUAAAAUUUUAUUUAUUUUGCAAAACUGUAUAAAGUAAAUGAGUACAAUUCUUGUUUGGAAAUAUACUCCGCUUUUAUCAUCUAAUGCGCUUCAAGCGAUAAAAUAGAACAUUUGUAAAAAGGUAUGGCGUGUAAUUAAUGACAUUUCAUUGUAAAUUGCAUUUGGAAAGAGAUUUUACCUUUGUGUCUUACAGUACAAUACUAAGCCAAUGACUGUAUGUGUUAAAUAUGUCCUGUGUGGAUUUUUCUCUAUAUGUUUAUUUAUGGGAGUUGAAGCUUGUAAAGUUUAAGCCUGAUUUUGUUUGCUAAAAAAGCUAAUUUUUAAUAGCCGAUUUUGUUUGCUAUAAGAGUUAUAAAUUUUAUAUAUCUAUGUUUCUAGAUAUAUAUUGGAAUGAUGUAAGUGUGAGAAAUUUUUCCUAUCUACAAUCUUAGUGGGAAAUAUAUUCCAAAUCUCAGUUAUAUUUAAUAGAUUGUUGCUAAUUUAAUUUUAAUAAUUUAAAAUUUCUUUAUGAAUUUUUACAGUUUGUAAAAUAAAAUGGGUUACUUUACCUGUUCUCUUAUAGCAAGUUUUUCUCUUUUUUUUUAAAAUUAUAAAACAGUUACGAUUUAUUAAGCAGUUUCCUUUCAUUAAUAAUUAAUUUGAAGGUGCUAAAUAAUUUAGUACAGAUACAUUUAUGUUCAUGCUUUCAAUUAAAAAUCAUAACAUAACUGUGUAUUCAUAAUAUUUCAAUAUUUUUUCAGUUUUAUCUUUUUAAAUUCCAGAAAUUGAUUAAAUCUAUUUCUUUGCUGUGGGUCUAAAUUUAUUUAUAUGCAUAUUUAUGAAAUACAGUAGGGAACCGAUUAUGCGGAACGAUCGGGACCAUCGCUAUUCCGGAUAACUGAUUUUUCCGGUUUUCUGAAUCGCUACACAAAGCCGUUUUUUUUAUCGUUAAACCCAACUAAAAAAAUAUAUAUAUUUGGAAAUUAUCUUAAAAAGAAGAAAAAACGAUGAAGUAAUACACUAAUGAUUAUUUCUAAACUGAUGGUAAGGUAAACAUCUUUCAAAAAAGAAAGAAAAUUCCUAAAAUCUUAUGAAGAAAAAAACAUCUUUUUAAAAAAAAUCGCGGGAAAAUUUAUCGAAUUUCGUUCCGGUUUUUUGGUUUUCUGAUUUCCGGAUAACGUGUUUUGUACUGUAUUUCAAUUUUUUUUUCAGUUUUAUCUUUUUAAAUUCCAGAAAUUGAUUAAAUCUAUUUCUUUGCUGUGGGUCUAAAUUUAUUUAUAUGCAUAUUUAUGAAAUAUAAAGUCAUGAUAAUAUAAAAUAUUUAGACUCUUAGGUGCUGAGAUGUUUGUGUUGAAGUAUAUUUUCUGUGAUUGUUGGUAUAAUUUAUUAGUGAUACUUCAUUUUGUGAUAUGUUUCUGCAACCAAUAGCUCAUUGUAUAGUAUGUGCAUAAGAUCACACAAAACUGCCUCACUACAGAAUGUACAUAGUGUAAUUAAAUUAUUUAACUAAUUAAAAGAGGUUGGUUGUAAACUCAAACGUGUGGCAGAGUUCCUUAUUUUGUGGCAAUAACAAAGGGAGAUUUGUCUUGAAGAAAAUUAUAAGGCGUUUAUUUUUGCAGGGUUGCCAUUUUUAGGGAAUUUUUCUCUGGAAAAAUUUUAGACUAAUUUGUGAGUAAAACUAGUCCCAAAUAUUUUUGUUUUGAAAGGAAGCAUCAGGUUGUGUAUGUAAUUAAAUUGCUUUUUUGAUUGUGUGUGUUAGAAUACAAACGCAGAAUCUUACAAAAGAAAAUAUUUUAAAUUAAAAAAAAACCUCUCUAAUUGAUAAUUAUUAUUAAUUCCUUAAUUUAAAUUUAAUAACAGUGCAAGUUGGAUUUGUUUGUAAAGACUUGUUAGUGAGAUUUAAUUAAAUUAUUGGACUAACUUUUGUCUCAUUAUAGUUGUAGUAACAAUUAUUGGAAUAAUUUAGCAUAUCACUUUUGUUAAUAAUUAUAUACUAAAGACCUAAAAAAUAAAUAGGACAAUUGUUUUUAUUUGUUAUUGCUUUUAUAGACAAUUUCUUGUGAAUAAUUUGUUUUCUCAUUGCAAUUAAUUCCUUUUCUUCUAAGCAUUUCUCCAAUAAUCAAUAUAGUUAGCAUUAUCAACUCUGUUAAAUAACAUCUCUCCUUGUAUCCUUCUCAAAUUCUAGCUUUUUUUUCUUCAUUUUUACGAAUAAAAUUUUAUCUAAAAACUGUUCAGUUUUGUUUUAGUUCUUAGAAUAUUUGUGUGUAAGUUUAAGAAUCAUUUGUUAAAUGUAUAAUUAUAUUUUAAUUGCUUGAAUUGCUAGUCUUUAUUUAUAGUGUAAAGAUUUUUAAGUGGGAACAAUGGCAACCCUGUGGCUGGAGUUUUCUCAUUUUUUUGAGCUGGUUUUGUGUACCUUACUUAAUGAACAAUAUUUGUAAUUAUUUUAAAUGGUUAUUACUAUGUAAGUCAGUAUGGUUCUAAGCACAAAUGUUAGAUUAAAUCUGCCAAGAAAGUGUUUCAUGUGUACUGUACAAGUUUAUAUAUAUAUAUUUUUAAUAAAAUACUUCAUGUUA